AUGAACUUCUCACACUGGAAACAACUCGGCAGACAGGUCCUAAUCAACAGCAACAUCAACAACUGGCUGGUGUGUCAUCCAGGACCUGGCAGCUUGGUUUUUGGCGGGAAGGUGACAUCAACUGUUCGAUCAUCAAACACAAGACUGGCCCCAGUCACGAGUUGGUCCCAUCAAGGUUUUCACCAGAUCAAAGCAAUAGCUAUGGGCCGCUGCUUUGCAUGACUAAACGCUAUACCAGCACUAACAAUUAUUUUGAUGGUCACACUGAAAACCAUAGGCCUACCCAUGAUCCUCUCGGAGGAAAUAGUCCUAACCAAAAGAAAAAUGUUGCAAAUCCACAUGGUAACAUUUUCAUUCGAGUCGAGUAG
This is a messenger RNA of Pocillopora meandrina, 368 nucleotides long. The record is from the annotation of a GenBank genome assembly. NCBI's taxonomy places the organism in Eukaryota, Metazoa, Cnidaria, Anthozoa, Scleractinia, Pocilloporidae.